UCAGCUGUGCGCACGCCUUUCUCUUCUCCAGUUCGCGUUUUGACCAUCAAGACAUUCCGUAGAUAGGUGGUGUUUUUGUUUUGGCGCGAGAUUACGGGAGUUCAGUAGCCUACUAUCUGUCUAUGAGUUCAGCGACCAGUUACAGUCAUUGUUUCCUUCACGAUCUGCCAUAACACUGUAAAUAUGGAUGAUGAUGUAGUAGAACAAGGACGAUCGACAGAAAAUACGUCUAAUCAGGCUACUGUCAACGACGAUGUUUCGGCGAACACCACAGAUAAAUGUUCCAGUUCGGCGCCGCAAGCGAAGAGACUGAAGCUUUUCAACAAAGUCAUGGAAAAAAGCUUACAACGGCUUGUAGCUGACGCUAGUUUCCACAGAUUUGCGCACUCAUUCCACCCAUUCUACAAGCAGAAUCCCCAGGUGACUAAAACGAUUCAUCAAGAGUUUGUCGCUAGUCUCCAGAAGAACAUACAGGAUGACAUCAACAGAGUGAUUGAGGAAGGUGAGCUGCAGUGUAAAUUGGACGAGUUGGACACACUGUGUGACUUGGCGAAAGAGAAGACUCAAACUGCCUGGCGUCCCAGUGGUGUGCCAGAACAGGACAUCAGUAGCUUCCUGACUCCUUAUUAUAAAAAGCAGGAACUCUACAUGAAGAGAGAGCUGGAGAAGCUUCGUAAAGAGAACGCCGUGCUGGCUGGGAAGGUGCGAGAGGGCCGGAUCGCCAUUGCAAACACAGAGCAGCGCAUUGCAGCUGCAGUGGAUGACUGGAAGGCUUCUGUUGAAGAUCUGGGGACCUGUAUUUCUUCUCUUUGCCCAGAGGAGACCUUUGAGGGACUCUAAAUCUUAAAUAUUUUUCUAA
Messenger RNA from Alosa sapidissima (American shad), 859 nucleotides. It is a transcript of the gene pmf1, whose product is annotated as polyamine-modulated factor 1. Gene Ontology annotation, cellular component: MIS12/MIND type complex. The coding region runs from base 184 to 840 and encodes 218 amino acids. The record is from RefSeq and is a predicted model, not a curated record. The transcript is spliced from 5 exons. Gene Ontology annotation, biological process: chromosome segregation. NCBI's taxonomy places the organism in Eukaryota, Metazoa, Chordata, Actinopteri, Clupeiformes, Clupeidae.